This is a messenger RNA of Pezoporus flaviventris, 552 nucleotides long. It is a transcript of the gene CUNH12orf57, whose product is annotated as chromosome unknown C12orf57 homolog. Gene Ontology annotation, biological process: post-embryonic development. NCBI's taxonomy places the organism in Eukaryota, Metazoa, Chordata, Aves, Psittaciformes, Psittacidae. The transcript is spliced from 4 exons. The record is from RefSeq and is a predicted model, not a curated record. The coding region runs from base 24 to 404 and encodes 126 amino acids.
CGGCCGCCGGUCCGCAGCGCCCCAUGGCGGCGUCCGCGCCGGCCCCGGCGGCGCCGCUGAGCGCGGAGCAGGCCAAGGCGGUGCUGGCGGAGGUGAUCAAGGCCUUCGGUGCGCCCGAGAACGCGCAGCGCAUGGAGGAGGCGCGGGACAACGCCUGUAACGACAUGGGCAAGAUGCUGCAGUUCCUCCUGCCUGUGGCUACCCAGAUCCAGCAGGACGUGAUCAAAGCCUACGGCUUCAGCAGCGACGGCGAAGGGGUCCUGAAGUUCGCCCGGCUGAUCAAGUCGUACGAGUCGCAGGACCCGGAGAUCGCCGGCAUGUCGGGCAAGCUCAAAGCCAUGUUCCUGCCGCCCAUGACGCUGCCGCCGCACGGCGCCGGUACCGGCGGAGUGGCCACCUCCUGAGCCCGGCGACCUCUCCUCCAGCCCCGGCGGGCCGCGAUGCUCGGAUGCUUUGGAGCAGUCGAACGGGGGAGGCGCUGACCCGACAGGAACGGGGCGGUUUGUGCCUGCUUGUGUGUCUGCUCCUGAAUAAACCAUGUCUCGAAGUUGC